Messenger RNA from Gregarina niphandrodes, 2163 nucleotides. Its product is annotated as peptidyl-dipeptidase. Gene Ontology annotation, biological process: proteolysis. The transcript has a single exon. Bases 1 to 2163 code for a protein of 720 amino acids. NCBI's taxonomy places the organism in Eukaryota, Apicomplexa, Conoidasida, Eugregarinorida, Gregarinidae. Gene Ontology annotation, molecular function: metalloendopeptidase activity. The record is from RefSeq and is a predicted model, not a curated record.
AUGUCGAAUCCGUUGCUAGAACCCUCCCCGUUGGAGUUUGGGUUCCCUCAAUUCGAUUUGUUGACGGAUGAGUACUUUGUGGAGGCGUUUCAGUUGGGGAUGAAGGAGAGUAUGGAUGAGUUGAACCGUAUUGCUACUGUGCCUGAAGCUCCUACUUUCGAAAACACAUUUGUGGCGUUGGAGAAGAGAGGCCAAGUUCUUAGACGUGCUAGGACAAUUUUUGACAACCUGGUGGCUGUUCAGUCUACUCCGGAGCGCGAGAAGAUCCGCACAGAGUUUGCUACAAAAUUCGCUGCUCACGAUGAUGAAGUACGCUUGAACCCGGAGCUGUUCCAGAGAAUUAAACAAGUCUAUGAAGCGAAACUGUCCCUUGACCCAGAGAGCCAGCGUCUUGUUAAAGAAUACUACGAGGAUUGCGUGAGGGAAGGCGCCAAUUUAAACAGCGAGAAGAAGACUGAGCUGAAGGAGUUGAACAGCAGACUCGCCGAACUAGAGACCACGCUGGAACAAUGGGUUGUUAAGGGACGCGGCGAGGCGACGGUAUAUUUUGACAACAAGGAAGAUUUAGACGGACUAGACGAUACAGAAGUCUCCGAGGCCGAGCAGCUAGCUAAGGAGAAAGGUGACAACACCAAGGGCAGGUACGCCAUUGAGCUCGUAAAUACUACUCUCCAGCCGGUUCUUGCUAAAUUGAAGGUGCGCGCAUCCAGGAAAAAAGUGUUCGAUAGCAGUAUCGCACGCGGAAUUUCGGGUGGUGAAUACGAUGUUCAAGAGAUUUUUACAGAAGUCCUGCGACUAAGACAUGCCAAGGCAGAAUUACUCGGCUUCAAGUCAUACUCCGACUACAAUUUGUCCGACGAGACUGCUGGAAACGCAGACGCUGUCAUGAAUUUCCUCAAGAAGUUUGUUGAACCUGCAGCUAGGAAUGUUCAGCGAGAGAUAGCGAAGGUCAACGAAGUGGCUAAGAAGUUAGAUCCUGAUCAGUUUGGAAAUGGCGGAAUUGAAGCAUGGGAUUAUGAAUACUACAUCAACAAGAUGUCGUCUCAAGAGUAUGACAUUGAUCUGAAUAAAUUGCCGCCAUACUUGGAAGUUCAUCAGGUGAUGCAUGAGGGUUUGUUCUAUGCUGCGAAGAAGCUUUAUGACAUAACUUUCAAGCCCAGAUUUGAUCUGCCGUUGUACAGACAACCCGCUUCUGAUAAGAAAUCUUCCGAUGAGCAAUUCUCGAUUCCGAAUGAUGUAGAGACCUACGACGUUUUUGAUAAGGAUGGUACCACCAAGUUGGCGAUAAUGAUCGUUGAUUACUAUGCCAGACCCGACAAGAACGGAGGCGCUUGGAUGACACUGUAUAAUGGCCAAAGCCGGCUCUUGAAUCAAAAGCCAAUCAUUGGUCUGCAGCUUAAUGUAUCAAAGCCCAAGACCGAAGGGGUCCCUGCUCUGAUGAGUUGGGAUGAUGUGGAGACAGCUUUCCAUGAGUUCGGUCACGGCUUGCACGGUAUUUUCUCUGAUGUGAACUAUCUGAGAUUCACUAGUCCUCAUGUGCCUCGAGAUUUCGUGGAGUAUCCAUCGCAAGUAAAUGAGAUAUGGAUUACUGAUCGCGACAUAUUGAGCAAUUACCUAAAGCAUUAUCAGACAAAGCAAGCUCCGGAGGACGUGUCGAUAAUCGAUAAGCUCACGAAUGACAAUGUCGGUCGCUUUGCUUACAUGACCAUGGAGUAUCUUCAGUCGACAAUGUUGGAUUUUGUUUUGCAUGCUUACCCUAGGACAUGCGCGGCCGCUGACCACACCUGCCAGGCGGCAUCAUCAACAGACUUCGACGUACUAGUACCAGGCAAGUUCCUUGAAUGGGAAAACAACACUUUGAAGAAGGUUGGUCUUUACGUUCCUCAGAUUCAUCCGCGCUACCAUUUAGGAUAUUUCACUCACACGUUUGCAGGUUAUUCAUCCCUUUACUACGCUUACCUCUGGUCUGAGGUCCUUGACGCACACACUGCCAACUGGAUUAAAGAGAACGGUGGAUGCAACGUACGGAAUGGUGAUGCAUUCAGAAAGCACAUUCUUAGUGCUGGAAACAGCAGAGACCCUGUCCAGCAGUUUUUGAAGCUGGUCGGCGCUUCGGAGCCUGAUGUAAAUCACCUCUUGAAGCGCAAGCACAUGCUUGAUUAG